CCGUCGACCCGCCCUCCAAUCUAGGGUUUUACUCUCGUCCCCAUCCCUCAUCAGUUUUUCUGCGCUUUUUAUUUUAUACACAGGUGCCUCACUAUUCGUAAGAUGUCAUCAACUGCUGAGACCGGAAGGAGCUUUGCUAGAAGAGACCAGCUUCUCAAGAUACAAGCAGAGACCCAAAAGAAAUGGGAGGACCAUAAAGUUUUCGAGGCUGAAUCUCUCAGUACGCCUCCGAAGCCUGGCGAGAAGUUCUUUGGCAACUUCCCUUACCCGUACAUGAAUGGUUCUCUCCAUAUUGGCCAUGCAUUCUCGCUGUCAAAGUUGGAGUUUGCUGCAGCCUAUCAUAGGCUUUGUGGUCGAAAUGUCCUGUUGCCAUUCGCUUUUCAUUGCACUGGAAUGCCCAUCAAAGCUUCUGCAGACAAACUUGCCAGGGAAAUUCAGCAGUUUGGAAAUCCACCAAUCUUUACAUCUUUGGAGGAUGUCGAGAUUGUAGAAGAAGUUGCGGAGGACAGUGUUCAAGGCGGACAACAAAAGUACAAGAGUGCGAAGUCCAAGGCCGCUGCGAAAUCCGGUGGAGAUAAGUAUCAGUGGGAGAUAAUGAAAAGCUUUGGCCUUCCUGACAGUGAGAUAGCUAAGUUCCAGGAUCCAUAUCACUGGUUGAGCUAUUUCCCUCCAUUAGCGAAAGAAGACCUCAAAGACUUUGGAAUUGGUUGUGAUUGGCGCCGGUCAUUUAUAACCACAGCUAUGAACCCUUAUUAUGACUCUUUUGUUAGGUGGCAGAUGACGAAGUUGAAGAACAUGGGCAAGGUCGUGAAGGAUGUGAGAUAUGCGAUCUAUUCUCCAUUCGAUGGUCAACCAUGUGCUGAUCACGAUAGGGCAUCUGGUGAAGGUGUCCAGCCUCAAGAAUAUCUGUUGAUCAAGAUGGAGGUUAUCCCUCCUUUCACUUCGAAGUUGAAGCCUUUGGAGGGUCGAAAAGUUUUCCUUGCAGCUGCAACAUUGAGGCCUGAAACUAUGUAUGGACAAACUAAUUCUUGGGUUCUUCCGGAUGGUAAAUAUGGGGCAUAUGAGAUCAAUGAAACUGACGUUUUUAUUAUCACUCAGAGGGCUGCACUUAAUCUUGCAUACCAGAAGUUGUCGAGGGUUCCAGAGAAGCCUACGUGCUUGUUGGAGCUGACUGGCCAUGACCUUAUUGGGUUGCCAUUGAAAUCUCCUCUUUCUUUCAAUGAAGUUAUCUACUCGCUGCCGAUGCUUACUAUCUUGACAGAUAAAGGUACGGGUAUUGUGACUAGUGUCCCCAGUGAUGCACCCGAUGAUUACAUGGCAAUGCUAGAUUUGAAAUCAAAACCAGCUCUCAGGUCAAAGUUUGGGGUUAAGGACGAAUGGGUGUUGCCUUUUGAUGUCAUACCCAUAAUUAACAUUCCAGAAUUUGGUGACAAGGCAGCAGAAAAGCUCUGCGUAGAUCUGCAAAUUAAGAGCCAAAACGACAAGGAAAAGCUUGCAGAGGCGAAGAGAUUGGCCUAUUUGAGAGGUUUCACGGAGGGUACUAUGCUGGUAGGGGAGUUUAAGGGAAAGAAAGUUGAGGAUGCGAAACCAUUGGUAAGAAAUUUUCUUCUUGAGAGUGGCCUGGCAGUCAAGUACAGUGAACCUGAGAAGAGAGUCAUGUCAAGAUCAGGUGAUGAGUGUGUCGUGGCCCUUACAGAUCAAUGGUACAUCACCUAUGGUGAGCCCGAGUGGAAAAAUAAAGCAGAAGAUUGUUUGGCUGAAAUGAAACUUUACUCUGAUGAAACUCGGAAUGGUUUUGUGCAUACAUUGGGCUGGUUGAAUCAGUGGGCAUGUUCUCGCUCGUUUGGCCUCGGUACUCGUAUUCCUUGGGAUGAGCAGUUCCUUGUAGAGUCUCUUUCUGAUUCAACUCUUUAUAUGGCAUACUAUACAGUUGCUCAUUUACUGCAAAAGGGUGACAUGUAUGGUUCUGAUACUUCUUCAGUGAAGCCAGAGCAAAUGACUUAUGAGGUAUGGGAUUAUAUUUUCGGCGGCGGGCCAAUUCCCAAAUCAGAUAUUCCCUCCUCUAUUUUGAGCAAGAUGAAGCAAGAGUUCGAGUACUGGUAUCCCUUUGAUCUCCGUGUAUCGGGCAAAGAUCUUAUUCGGAACCACCUCACAUUUUGCAUUUAUAACCAUACUGCCCUUCUCCCCAAACACCAGUGGCCUCGUGGUUUUAGAUGCAAUGGACAUAUCAUGCUCAAUUCAGAGAAGAUGUCCAAAUCCACCGGAAACUUCCGGACCCUUCGGCAGGCAAUUGAGGAGUUCUCCUCAGAUGCUACUAGGUUUUCUCUUGCUGAUGCUGGUGAUGGAAUGGACGAUGCCAAUUUUGUGUUUGACACUGCAAAUGCUGCUAUAUUGAGGCUUACUAAGGAAAUUGCAUGGAUGGAGGAGUUAAUAGCCGCUGAAUCAUCUCUAAGGGUGGGGUCGCCAUCUACUUACGCUGAUAGAGUGUUUGCGAAUGAGAUAGAUAUUGCAGUGAAGAGUACUGAAAGGCAUUACAGUGAGUUUAUGUUCAGGGAGGCUCUCAAGACUGGCUUUUAUGAUCUUCAGACUGCUAGGGAUGAAUAUAGAUUAUCUUGUGGAUCAGGAGGAAUGAACCGUGACUUAUUGUGGCGGUUUAUGGAUGUGCAAACUCGGCUUAUCACCCCAAUUUGCCCUCAUUAUGCAGAGCAUGUGUGGAAAAAUUUAUUGAAGAAGGAUGGUUUUGCUGUAAAUGCAGGUUGGCCCGAUGCAAAUUCACCCGAUCUUACUUUGAAAAAAGCUAACAAAUAUCUGCAAGAUUCUAUAGUUCUCAUGAGAAAGUUACUUCAGAAGCAAGUAUCUGGUUCCAGAAAGCCUAAAAAGGGUGCUCAAGCUGCACCUCAACCAGCAAACAAACCGACUACAGGGCUUAUUUAUGUGAAUGAGCUGUAUCAAGGAUGGAAAGAGGAAUGUUUAAGGAUACUUCAGAACAAAUUUGAUGCUGAAAAAGGCUCCUUUGCACCUGAUUCGGAGAUUCUUGAAGCAUUAAAAGCAAGUUCAAUAGGGCAAGCUGCGAAUUUUAAGCAGAUUCAGAAACUUUGCAUGCCUUUCUUGAAGCACAAAAAGGAUGAGGCGCUCUCGGUUGGUUGUCAAGCUCUUGAUUUGAAGCUGCCUUUUGGUGAAUUUGCUGUUCUUGAGGAGAACUCUGAGUUGAUAAAGAGGCAGGUGGGUCUUGAGAAUGUGAUGGUAUUGUCUGCUUUAAAUGAUGAUGCACGUGCUUUAGCUGGUCCGCAUGUAUCUCUGCUUGAUCAGAAUCCCCCAGAGCCUGGCUUACCCAGUUGCAUUUUCUUGUAGACGUGAGAGGGAAGGCGUGACUACACAGAUUAAAAGACGUAUCUGAGGCAUGCAAAUAUUUUGUUUUUGACAAUGGUAGCAAGGCUAUUCGAGGAGAAUGAACCUUCUUACAGAGAGACACAACAAGAACAGCUGAAGAAGUUUGAUCAUAAUGCAUUACAUUGACUUUUAUUCCAGCAUCUUUAUUUUAUAAUCGACAUUAGCAUGUCCAUUUUGUCACAUUUGUUUUGUCUUAGUAAGGAUUAUUUUGGUAUGUGAAACUAUGACUUUAUGUAAGUUGUGCAAAUAUUUGAUACGAACUUCAAUUAUUUUAUGGAUAAUGCUGUGGAUGAGUAGGUUCUGUCA
Asparagus officinalis (garden asparagus) is the source of this 3696-nucleotide messenger RNA. Its product is annotated as leucine--tRNA ligase, cytoplasmic. Gene Ontology annotation, molecular function: leucine-tRNA ligase activity; aminoacyl-tRNA deacylase activity; ATP binding. Gene Ontology annotation, biological process: leucyl-tRNA aminoacylation. The record is from RefSeq and is a predicted model, not a curated record. The coding region runs from base 103 to 3351 and encodes 1082 amino acids. NCBI's taxonomy places the organism in Eukaryota, Viridiplantae, Streptophyta, Magnoliopsida, Asparagales, Asparagaceae. The transcript has 4 exons.